Molecule: messenger RNA, 2950 nt
Organism: Amborella trichopoda
Lineage: Eukaryota; Viridiplantae; Streptophyta; Magnoliopsida; Amborellales; Amborellaceae
Source: RefSeq, a predicted model, not a curated record
UGUUCUUUCUCCUCGCAUGAAAAAGUAGAAAAAAACAAGCCCGCCUGCCAUUAGAGAAUCAGAGAGCUCUCCAUCUUUCAAAUCCUUAAAGCCAUUUUCUCUCUCUAACUUCUUGGUUUUCUAGUGUUCUUUUCUCUCUCUAGCUUCUUUAAUCGCAGUGGAAUGCUCAGUUUUUGGUUUGGAUGUAAUCUUCUUUCCCAUGCUUCAACAGUAAUGCAUGUGUGUGUUAUGAGAAAAGGAACUUUCUUCAAUCCCUAUUCCAUUUUCCCUCUCUGGUUUCUUCAAUAGCGAUGGGCUCUUUGUUGGGUUUUCAUAUAAUCUUCUCUCUCAUGCUUCCGCCGCAAUGCAUGCGACUGUUGGGGUAAAAGGAAGUUUUUCUCUCUCAAUCCUCACUCAGAAAGCAUAGUUUUGGGGUGAGAUACAAGUUUCUCUCUCUAGACCAGGCCAGUGAAAUUCCAUUUCUGAGAAGAAAAUGCUUUGGUUGACAGCCGUUAAUUGAAUCCUCCAACCUCCUCCAUGGCCUCAUAUAUCUUCUCCUUAUCUUAGAUCAAUUUAGAACAUAUCAAAGAACAAACUUCAGUGAAUUCUUUUGAGGCAAUUAGCUUGGCGACGAGGAACUAGCUUCUGCAUAAGGAGGCUAUAUUAAGGAUUUUUCCGCAAAAGUUGGCUCUCGCUCUCUCUCAGUAGUAAUUUUCUCUGGUACAAAAAUGUCACGUAGAAAGGUUCCUGAUGUGGCUAGGGACCAUGGUAAGAUCAACCCCAGAAAUGGUUAUCACGUUACAUGCAAUUAUUGUGGCAAAACGGUGACUAGUUUGGCUCGUCUCAAGUAUCACCUGGCAUGUAUUCCUGGAGAGGUGUUGCCAUGUGGAAAAGUCCCAGAGGAUGUCAAAACGCAGAUGACAACUGCUGUCAUUGAAAUGUGGGUACAAAAAUUGACUGAUAAGCAUGGGCAACAAAGUUUACAUAAGGAUCACAUUAAACGUCAAUUGAUUAUUCAAUCAAAAUUGUGCAGGUCCAAAGCCUCUCAAUCAGCUAGUUUCAAGAAACAGAGAGUAAAUGUCGGGACUGAGGUCGAGAGUAAGAUGGAAAGUUCUUCUAGUCCUCUCUAUCCAUUAGGUUCAAAUGAUAAAUGGAGGCAUGCUUGUAUGUGCAUUGGCAGAUUCUUCUAUGAGUCUGGUAUGGAACUCAGUGCUUCUGAGUCUCCCGCCUUUCAGAACAUGAUAGAAGCUAUAAUUAAUUGUGGGUUUGGAUAUAAUAGCCCAAGUGUCCAUGAAUUAAGAGGUUGGAUCCUAAAGGAAGAAGUGAAAGAAAUAAAUGAGCAUUUGAAAGAGGUGAAAUGUUCAUGGGGAAGGACAGGGUGUAGCAUAUUAUGCGAUGAUUUUGUGGACGAAAUGGGACGGACUUUCCUGAACUUCAUAGUUGAUUGCCCCCAAGGUACCAUUUAUCUUAAAUCUAUUGAUGCAUCGGAGUUCACUGCUGAUUUGAAUUCCUUAUGCAAUUCGUUUGAGAGAAUUAUCGAGGAGGUAGGAAUUGAAAACGUGGUACAAGUUAUCACGAAUGGUGUUACUUGUGAUAUGGAAGAUGUGGGCCAAAAAUUGAUGAAGAAGCAUAAAGGUUUCUUUUGGAGCCCAUGUACGGCACAUUGCAUCAAUAUUAUGUUGGAGGAGAUGGAAAAAAUGAACGAUGUGAAAGUGGUAUUGGAUGAGGCAAAGUCAAUAACUAGGUUUAUUUAUAACUCAGCACAAUUUCUGAAACUGAUGAGAAUGCAUACACAAGGGCAGGAAUUGGUUCAGCAAGCUGAAACAAGGAUUGUUGCUUGCUUUCUUACUUUGCAAAGAAUUGUCUCUGAGAAAGAGAACCUGAGGAACAUGUUUAACUCACCUACAUGGAAGACAUCUAUAUGGGCAUCUCGAAAUGAGGGAAUUGAAUUAGAAAAUUUAAUAUGGGACCUCAGAUUCUGGGAAAGAGCCGAAGUGGUUGUGAAGGCUACCAUUCCACUUAUUCAGGUUUUGAACUUGUUAGAUGAUAAAUAUUUGAUGGGCUAUAUUUAUGAGGCCAUGGAUCAGGCAAAGGAGAUCAUAAAAAUCAAUUUUGGAGAUGAAGGAUCCAAAUACCUACCGUUUUGGAAACUCAUAGAUGAUAUAUGGAACAAUAAGCUCCAUAGCCCUCUUCAUGCUGCAGGUUAUGUUCUAAACCCAAUAUAUUUCUAUUCCAAGGAUUUCUAUAGUGAUCCCGAGGUUGCCAGUGGCCUCAUCGAAUGUAUUGAUCGGAUGAAUGCUGAUCUUCACUCACAAGACUUGGUACUGCAAGAGCUAGAUAAGUACAAAGGAGCCCAGGAUGGUUUUGCAAAGGGGAUGACUAUUAGUCAGCAAAAUAAGUGUCUCCCAGCUGACUGGUGGUCAUCAUAUGGAGGUCAUUGCCCAAAUCUACAAAGAGUUGCACUUCGUAUAUUGAGCCAAAGUUGUUCGACCUUGAAAUGUAAGCUGGACUGGAGUUUGAUGAAGCAGUUGCAUACUGGGAGAAGGAAUAAAAUUGAACACGAAAGGUUGACGGAUCUGGUCUCUCUCCAUUAUAAUCUCCAAUUGAGGAAUAUGAACUCAACUAUGAAUAGCAACAAACCCACCAAAGAAAUGGUGAUCAACCAAAUGAACGAUUGGGUUGUGGGGUUACAAGAGCACGUUUUUCAUUGUGAAACUUCAAGCUGGAUGGAUUUGGAGUUUGAGGACACAGAUGUUGUUGACAAGGCAUGUAGCCAAGUUCCUCCUAGCUUUCAACCCAAGGAAGAGUUGGAUUAAGAGUGUCAUAUCAGGGGGUGAUCUACUACAGGUGAUGGCAGGGACCUAACAGAGUAGGAAAUUUCCACAUUCAAUCUAUGUGAUUACAAUUACAAAAGAGAGAGGAAAAGAAAUCCGAAACUGAAUGUAUAUGCUGCUGUCACCUAUUGAGAAGA